AUGAGAUUUAUUUACAUCCUACUUGUUAUUUGUUAUGUAUCGUGUUACUAUGAUGAAGAAGCCGAAAAGGAUGAGAGGAAAAACAAAUUAUUAGAACAACUCUCCAAUACAAGACCAGUUCUUCGUGAUGGAUAUCGAAUAGCUACGAGGCAUGUCGGUAUAGAUGUGUAUAUGUACCGGAGCUAUAGAACUGUUUCGGUAGUGUUUUAUCAAGUUAGCAGUGAUAUAAACGACGCUCAAUUUACUUUUCAAUCAGAGGAACUGCAUCUUAAUAACAUAGGCUCCUGUAACCCUAAAGAUGUGAUAAUCCAGAUCAAAUAUGGAUCCUAUCCAGCGGUUAAUCCAGAUGGUUACCAGUUCCCAAAGAACUUCGUGGACCCAGCUAACAGGGAGAGCAUCCAAACCUUGGAGAUGAUCUCCGAUGGCAGCAAUAUCACCUAUUCCAUCAGCAAUCCAAGGUCUGGUAUUUACUAUGCCAUGGCGUACGUCAAGUGGGAAGAUCCAAGGAAUCAGAAAGUUGAACAAGAAGGUUUGGUUGCAAAUUGUCGUACAAUUUUAUACACGGAUCUCCAAGUGAAGGCUGAACAAACGUCCUACAUGAAUUGUUAUGAAAAUUUAACGAUAGAUUAUACUCAGUUGCCGUUACUAUUCAAAUGUCGCGCUAUCGAUAGUUUGGAUACGAUGAAAUUGAACUUGCACAUCACUAAUUCUGAAUUCAAAUACAGCAAUCUGACUGUGAAAAUUCGUGCUGAUGCAAUACCUACUGAGAAUGAUUUUAUACUGCACUGCGCUUUUCCCGCGUCUGCAAACGACCAGACCAUUAAUUUCCUACCACAGCCAUCAACUACCCAUUAUAUUUACAUAGAUAUUAUUGAUGGCAACACUACUUAUAUCCGGGAUUGUGAGUCAUACGCGUCGAAUGACGAAGAAGACAUGACCAUAGUUGAUCUAAUGAGAGAUGACAAGGAUAAAUUCUUUGGCUUCGACUACGGACUGCCUACAACCGAUUUAACUGACGUCACCAGUCUGGUCAAUCUGACAUCAAACGAAAUAAAAACUCUUAGAUUCAAGGUCAAUCAAUUUCUAGAUAUAGGUGGAAGUCUGACAAUAGAGGCAAGUCUGUUGAUGAGCAUAAAAUAUUACAUGGGUUACAAGAGAGAGAUCAAAGAUGAUAUGAUGGCAUUCACAGAAGAUAAUCAGUUCUUCAAAGUGGUGAUAUGCUUAGAGCUCAACCAAGCAGGAGUACCGCUUGAAAAUGAAGGUGGUUUGUGGUACAUGACGUUGAAGCUGUUCUGUGAUAGCGUUGUCUGUCCUUGUCGCACUUCAGACAACGCUACCAAGUAUUACGUGAACACGACAGAUAUAGGACAUAAGCAGACUUCUAUGGAUACCUUCUCAGAUGUAGUAAGGCAAGGUGUAACCGAAUGUAACACAACAGUAGUUCUAUCGGUGUCGUCAAAGUCAUGUGUCGGUGGUAAAUGUACCAACAAUGGAAAUUGUGGUUACAAUACCUUCAGCGGCAUAGUUAUGUCAUAUUGCGGCUGUACUUCGGGUUAUGGUGGUUGGGACUGUUCAGAUGAAUCAAGAAUCGACAGCCAAGCUUAUCUACUUCUAUCAGUACUACUUCUGACUUUGAGUAAUUUGCUGUUCAUCUUAUCAAUAUACGUCGCGUUUAUCCGAUUGUAUAUACUUGAAGGGGUCAUGUAUGGACUAACUAUGGUAUUUUCAACAUUCUACCACGCGUGUGAUGCGCCAGCUCAAGUCGCAUAUUGUAUUAUACGUGGUAAUCUCCUUCAAUUUGGUGAUUUCUACUGUGGACUUAUGUCUUUUUGGAUAUAUGCCGCUUGGUCUCAUUUUAGUGUCAGUUGGCCUUAUUUGCUACGCUUUCCUGCAGACGGAACAGAAUUAUAA
Messenger RNA from Danaus chrysippus (African queen), 1911 nucleotides. The record is from the annotation of a GenBank genome assembly. NCBI's taxonomy places the organism in Eukaryota, Metazoa, Arthropoda, Insecta, Lepidoptera, Nymphalidae.